This is a messenger RNA of Drosophila ananassae, 2605 nucleotides long. RefSeq names its product peroxisomal acyl-coenzyme A oxidase 3 (gene Acox3). The transcript is spliced from 7 exons. Gene Ontology annotation, biological process: lipid homeostasis; fatty acid beta-oxidation using acyl-CoA oxidase. Gene Ontology annotation, molecular function: pristanoyl-CoA oxidase activity; FAD binding; fatty acid binding. The record is from RefSeq and is a predicted model, not a curated record. Gene Ontology annotation, cellular component: peroxisome. Lineage: Eukaryota; Metazoa; Arthropoda; Insecta; Diptera; Drosophilidae. Bases 310 to 2424 code for a protein of 704 amino acids.
UUAUGAGAUUGGUAAAAAUAAACAAAAUCUCUUGAAAACCGUAGAGGUCCGAGAGCCGAAUGACUAUAUGGAAUUUCGUUUCCUCUUCAAUGGCCCCGUAUCUUAUCCGGCGAAUGCGAACCUGGGAAAAGCAAGGUAAAAUUGGUGCUGUGGCGGGCGGAUAAGCCGCCACCGGUGGGGCUUAUCGGUGGUCACCACUUGUUUUCUUAAUAAUAGUUAUGACCAUCUGGACGUUAUGGUAGUUUGUGCCUGACGGCCUUAACGUACACACCAGUCCCUCCGCCGAUCAACGGAAAAAGUUAAGCAGACAUGGUUGCAUUGAGUUCCACCAAUGACCGUGGGAAGGAGAAAACCCCCGAGAACAUCCUUGAAGACAAACGUAUUUUCCCCGAGUUCCGAGGUGGACCUUUGGACGAGUACCGCCAAAGGGCGAGCUUCUGCUACAAGCGCAUGAACGUACUGCUGGAGGGAGAGGAGCACAUUCGCCUAAAGCACAAAGUAUGGCAGUGGAUGGAGCGACACCCCGACUACCAGCGGGAGCCGGAGGUGCCCGACCUGGAACGCGUUCGGGAGCUGGCCAACAAACGGCAGCACCUCCUUUGGGAACAACAGUUCUACGGCGUCAAUGAGUACAUAAACACUCCGUACUUGCUGCUGGCCUUUGGACAGGCCAUCUUCAGCUACGACUUCAGCACGUCGGUGAAGUUCGGUUUGUCCACUGGCAUGUUCCCCAGCACACUGGUGUCCAACGGAUCGGGGCGACUGGGCAAGUACGUGGCCAAGAUUGCCGACAACCGGAUUUUGGGCGCCUACGCCCUCACAGAGAUUUCCCACGGCACUAAUGCCCUCGGCAUGCGCACCCGUGCCACCUAUGACCUGAAACGGCAGGAGUUCAUCCUACACACUCCCGACUUCGAGGCAGCCAAGUGCUGGGUGGGAAACCUGGGCAAGACCUGCACUCAUGCUAUAGUCUACGCCCAGCUAUACGUGCCCGACGAGAAGCACCAGGGCCUGCAAGCGUUCUUGGUGCCCAUCCGGGACGAGCGGACGCUGCUGCCCUUCCCCGGAGUCACUGUCGGUGACUUGGGCGAGAAGAUUGGCCUCAACGGCAUCGACAACGGAUUUGUCAUGUUCAACCAGUACCGCAUUCCCAAGAUAAACCUCCUGUCCAAGACCGGCGACAUCGACGACCAAGGCAACUACAUCAGCCAAAUUAAGGAUGAGCGGAAGCGUUUGGGCGCCUCCCUAGGUGCUCUCUCUGUGGGUCGCGUCAAUAUUACCGCCAUUACGUACGUGGCUCUGAGCAAGGCGAUUACCAUUGCCACCCGGUACUCUGCCAGUCGCCGGCAGUUCGGUCCUCCCAACAGCCCUGCUGAGUGGCCGGUGAUCGAGUACCAGUCGCAGCAGUACCGUCUUAUCCCCCAUCUGGCAACCACGAUCGCUCUCCGCGUGGCCACUCUCUGGAUUGGCAAGAAAAACAUGGACCUGUCCAUGAAGAGCCUCACCGGCGAGGACACCUCGCAGGCGGGCAUGGAGAUUCACGCCAUCUCUUCGGCUCUGAAGCCAGUAGCCACGUGGGCGGCCCGUGACGGAAUCCAGGAGUGUCGCGAAGCGUGUGGUGGUCAUGGAUACCUUAGGGCUUCCGGAUUGGGCGAUCUUAGGAACGACAACGACGCCAACUGCACCUACGAGGGCGAGAACAAUACUCUUAUCCAGCAGGCUUCCAACUGGCUCGUCAAUCUCCGCCGCAACAACGCCGACUUCGUGGCAGUGUCUCCCUUGGAGACAGUUGCUUUCCUGAAGGACAUAGAUACGAUACUGACACAAAAGGGUCUGGAGCGUACGGCGGAGGAUGCUUUGAAUCCGCAGAAUCUUCUCAAGGCGCUGAACUGGCUGACCUCCUGGCAGUUGGAGACCACUGUGAAGCGGGUGGAGCAGCUGCAGCGCGAGGGCAAGGAUGCGUUUGAGACGCGCAACAAUAUCCAAGUCUUCGCGGCCCAGAAGCUCUCCAUCAUCUACGGAGAGCGCACCAUCUACUACGAGUUCUACAAGUUCGUGAUUGGACUGCCCGAUACGGCUGAGAAGAAGGUUCUGCAGCAGGUGCUUUCCUUCUACGGCGCACAUCUGGUCACAAAGUACGCUGCAAUCUUCUACCAGGGUGGUUACUUCCAAAACAGCUCGCAGCUGGAAUUGUUCGAGCAGGGAAUCCUUAAGCUGUUGCCUCUGUUGAAGGAGGAGGCCAUCGCCCUCGUGGAUGCAAUUGCACCCACAGACUUUAUACUUAACUCGCCCCUUGGCAUGAGCGAUGGCAAUGUUUACCAACAUCUGCAGCGCACUAUUGUCUCCACUCCUGGAGUCUAUGAGCGUCCUCAGUGGUGGCGUGACGUUACCUACAAGCCUUAUCUGAAGCGCGGCAAAUUGUAAAGCCUUUUUACAAGAGAUUCACAUGUGCAAUUGUACUAAAUAUAUCAUAAGAUUUCAACUAUUAUAGUCAAAUAUUUUGCCCUUAAAAAUAGAGAUCUGUGAAUUCAUGGAAUCACGCGACGUAGUCUCUCUGUUUUUAAGAAUCAAUAAAUCCUUAAACGCUGGACAUUCUUAAAUACUA